AUGCCUUUGGAGGUAAACACUAAGCUGACUACCAAGGAAUAUGAUGGUUACCUUGGAACUACAAGUAGUGGACUAGAUGACCUGCUACUAGACUCAGGGGCUUAUGAGAGGUUGAUAGGGAAGUUACUCUAUCUAACCAUGACAAGACCUGACCUAGCAUUUAAUGUACAAAUACUGAGUCAAUUCUUGCAACAACCUAAGAACUCUCAUAUGGAAGCUGCUAUAAGUAUUGUUAGAUAUGUCAAGAAUCAUCCUGGACAAGGACUUCUACUGUCCAGCAGCAACAAAGGAACUUUAAAAGCUUAUUGUGAUGCAGACUAG
Molecule: messenger RNA, 321 nt
Organism: Nicotiana tabacum (common tobacco)
Lineage: Eukaryota; Viridiplantae; Streptophyta; Magnoliopsida; Solanales; Solanaceae
Product: putative mitochondrial protein AtMg00240
Source: RefSeq, a predicted model, not a curated record